Glossina fuscipes is the source of this 1126-nucleotide messenger RNA. RefSeq lists its product as uncharacterized. NCBI's taxonomy places the organism in Eukaryota, Metazoa, Arthropoda, Insecta, Diptera, Glossinidae. The record is from RefSeq and is a predicted model, not a curated record. The coding region runs from base 11 to 1126 and encodes 371 amino acids. The transcript has 3 exons.
UUGUUACCGGAUGAAUAUGAUGUUAAGCCAUUUAUUCAGACUGAUUGUUAUACUAGGACUCUUGUUUGCGGUGAGAGUUCUUCCCUUAAAUGCCGCAUUCAACGGCAGACCAUCAUUGUCUGCCUUCUCGUGGAAUGAUUAUCGUUUAGAUGAUGACAGUGAUGUCACGGAUGAUUUGUUAAAUAAACGUAUGCAAAUUUGGUACUACACACGGCCGCUUUACCUUCACCAUGACCCGACACCGACAAUCCGCCAACAAAGUCAAUCAAAUGACGGAAAUAUUCUACCGAACAAUAUUCAUAUUGACAGCAAUGACAAUGAACCGGAAGUUGUUGAUGGUAAUAGCAACACUAACAACAACAAUAACAACAACAUCGAUAGUGAAUUGCUUCCUGCUAUUAAAUGUCAAAGAAACUCAAAGCGCACUUUAAGUACACAACAACAACAAAAAUUGCUGCGUUUAUACAAUAAAUUGCAGAGAGACAACGAUUUCAAAGAAAAUUCCAAAUAUUUAAUAAACAAUGGGCCAGCAAACUACCUACAACAACCGCAAACUUCACAAUUAAAGGGUAGUGUUCACGACAUCGACAAGGAUUUAUUACGGAAAAAUGAAAAUGAUGGCAAUGGCAAUGGUAACGAUGAUGAUAGUGAAAAUGAUUACAAUCGUAUUGACAGUGACAGAGAAAAUCAUCAAAAUCUGGAUUCGAAAGCAAAUGCCGAUCAGCUUUUUAGAGCAUAUGUCAAACGAAUGAAAUAUCAAGAGAAACAACAACAACAACAAACAUUCUUACCUUCUAUUAGUGGUGGUGUUAUGACAAAUUUGGGGAAAUUUUUUCGCGAUCUCUCAAAAAAUGUUCACUACAGCGAACAAUAUCGUUGGGAUGAGAAUGAGCAAAAAUUAUUGGAAGGUCAUCGGGCGAUAGCCAGUUUUCAAAAUCAUCUUCCGGAUGGAUUACCGGAUCAUAAAAAUCAAACGGCUCAUAAUGCGGAACUGAUACAAGCGAUACGUUUCUAUAGGCCGUCACAAAAAAUACGCUCGUUAGUAAUGAUGAAUCCUCAUGGCCAGUGGUCGCACGAUUCAAAGUUUAUCGAUCCUAACUAUAUGUGGGUGGGUUUGGGCAAAUAA